Messenger RNA from Cercocebus atys (sooty mangabey), 2935 nucleotides. It is a transcript of the gene CNTNAP5, whose product is annotated as contactin associated protein-like 5. The record is from RefSeq and is a predicted model, not a curated record. NCBI's taxonomy places the organism in Eukaryota, Metazoa, Chordata, Mammalia, Primates, Cercopithecidae. The transcript has 12 exons. Bases 1 to 2031 code for a protein of 676 amino acids.
AUGAGGAGCAGGGGAGUGUAUGCUGUGUUGGGCCAUAAUGAAGAUCAGAGGCUGCGUGCUGCCAGAGUGGCAUCAUCUCCACCCUAUGCAUGGUUUUCAAGUAUUUUCAGCUCAGUUUCUGUGCCAUCCCCUGUGUUACUUCAGGCUUGCCCUGCCCUGACUGGUGGAAUAUCUUGUCUUCCAGAUGGAACACCAUUUACCUGGUGGAUUGGGCGGUCCAAUGAAAGGCACCCUUACUGGGGAGGUUCUCCUCCUGGGGUCCAGCAGUGUGAGUGUGGCCUAGACGAGAGCUGCCUGGACAUUCAGCACUUUUGCAAUUGCGACGCUGACAAGGAUGAAUGGACAAAUGAUACUGGCUUUCUUUCCUUCAAAGACCACUUGCCUGUCACUCAGAUAGUUAUCACUGAUACCGACAGAUCAAACUCAGAAGCCGCUUGGAGAAUUGGUCCCUUGCGUUGCUAUGGUGACCGACGCUUCUGGAACGCCGUCUCAUUUUACACAGAAGCCUCUUACCUCCACUUUCCUACCUUCCAUGCGGAAUUCAGUGCCGAUAUUUCCUUCUUUUUUAAAACCACAGCAUUAUCCGGAGUUUUCCUAGAAAAUCUUGGCAUUAAAGACUUCAUUCGACUCGAAAUAAGCUCUCCUUCAGAGAUCACCUUUGCCAUCGAUGUUGGGAAUGGUCCUGUAGAGCUUGUGGUCCAGUCUCCUUCUCUUCUGAAUGACAACCAAUGGCAUUAUGUCCGGGCUGAGAGGAACCUCAAGGAGACCUCCCUUCAGGUGGACAACCUUCCAAGGAGCACCCGGGAGACGUCAGAGGAGGGCCAUUUUCGACUGCAGCUGAACAGCCAGUUGUUUGUAGGGGGAACGUCAUCCAGACAGAAAGGCUUCCUAGGAUGCAUUCGCUCCUUACACUUGAAUGGACAGAAACUGGACCUGGAAGAGAGGGCAAAGGUCACAUCUGGAGUCAGGCCAGGCUGCCCGGGUCACUGCAGCAGCUACGGCAGCAUCUGCCACAACGGGGGCAAGUGUGUGGAGAAGCACAAUGGCUACCUAUGCGAUUGCACCAACUCACCUUAUGAAGGGCCCUUUUGCAAAAAAGAGGUUUCUGCUGUUUUUGAGGCUGGCACGUCGGUUACUUACAUGUUUCAAGAACCCUAUCCUGUGACCAAGAAUAUAAGCCUGUCAUCCUCAGCUAUUUACACAGAUUCAGCUCCAUCCAAGGAAAACAUCGCAUUUAGCUUUGUGACAGCCCAGACACCCAGUCUUUUGCUCUUUGUCAAUUCUUCUUCUCAGGACUUCCUGGCUGUUCUGCUCUGCAAGAAUGGAAGCUUACAGGUUCGCUAUCACCUAAACAAGGAAGAAACCCAUGUAUUCACCAUUGAUGCAGAUAACUUUGCUAACAGAAGGAUGCACCACUUGAAGAUUAACCGAGAGGGAAGAGAGCUUACCAUUCAGAUGGACCAUCAACUUCGACUCAGUUAUAACUUCUCUCCAGAAGUAGAGUUCAGGGUUAUAAGGUCACUCACCCUGGGCAAAGUCACAGAGAAUCUUAGUUUGGAUUCUGAAGUUGCUAAAGCAAACGCCUUGGGUUUUGCUGGCUGCAUGUCUUCCGUCCAGUACAACCACAUAGCACCACUGAAAGCUGCCCUGCGCCAUGCUACCGUCGCGCCUGUGACUGUCCAUGGGACCUUGACGGAAUCUAGCUGCGACUUCAUGGUGGACUCAGAUGUGGAUGCAGUGACCACGGUGCAUUCUUCAUCAGAUCCUUUUGGGAAGACAGAUGAGCGGGAACCACUCACGAAUGCUGUUCGAAGUGAUUCGGCAGUCAUCGGAGGGGUGAUAGCAGUGGUGAUAUUCAUCAUCUUCUGUAUCAUCGGUAUCAUGACCCGGUUCCUCUACCAGCACAAGCAGUCACAUCGUACAAACCAGAUGAAGGAGAAGGAAUAUCCAGAAAAUUUGGACAGUUCCUUCAGAAAUGAUAUUGACUUGCAAAACACAGUGAGCGAGUGUAAACGGGAAUAUUUCAUCUGAGAAACUGCAGGGUUCCCACUACUAUUUUUUCUUGUUCAAUUAUCUCCUCCCCUUCUUCUCUCCUGUCUUUUGAUUUGGUCAUUCUCUUUAUUUUCUGCUUGCCAUUUCUUUUCUGGAGCAUAUUUGCAUCCACCACAGCAUCAAUUCCCUUGAUCCAGUCCAAGAGACCAGGCAGCCGUGGCCACUGCCUUCCUCUCUGAUGAACCUAUCGGGUGAAAACGACCACUCAAGAGACUGACUUCACUAUUCAAGACAAGGAAGAGACACAUGUGUGCACUCCUGCAUGUUCAGUUCUGUACUUCCAGUUUCUAAAAUGCACUGUUCAGUUUGGCAGCCACUUGGUGGUUCGGGCUUGCUUUGAACCUGAGCUCUUUGGCUUAGGCACAUGACGGUCAUUCCUGACAUCCUCCCCAUCUCAAGUCUAUUCUUACCAGGGAACCCAGGGCAGGGAGAGAAGAACCUAGAGGCCUGGUUUGCUUUGGAGGCAUUAUAAAAGGGGUAAGAGAGGUUUGUUUUGUGGUGGUUUACUUUCUUUACCAUAGGCAAUCACUUGCCUUAACUCAUCACCCUUUUUCACUAUGACCCUUAGACCCUGAGUAUUUUCAAAUAUAUGAUCACUGAUAGUAGUGAGCAAAAUUACUUUGGUCCUUUCUUACCACUCUCUCCUGGGGCCAACACGUUGGAAUAGCACACCAUAGCAUAAAGCUAGGGGAGGCAUGGAAAUAGUAGCUUGAAACUAGGAGGUAACAAGAAAGCGUCUAGGAAGUAGAUGUUCUGUAUCUUCAAAAAUGCCUCCUCCAAUUUUGUAAGAAUGCUAGCUAGGUAUUCCUGGGAUUAUUCUACUGACAUAUAUGUACACACACAUGUGUAUAUAUGUAUAUAUAUGUGAGUAUAUAUAUAUAUA